AUGGCCUGCCCUCAGCCCAGCCUCAUCCUGGCUGGCUGCAGACAGCUGUGCUCGGAGCCCCAGUGCUGCCGGGGCAGGCGGAGCGGCACUGCCCGCGCUCGGCGCACGGAGCGGAGCCACCGGGAAAACGGGGAGCGGGCACCGGGUCAGGGCUGGGCGCUGCCGCGGGGGCCGCCGGCGCUGGGCAGGGCCGGCGGGGCCGCCCCGCGACGGCACCUGAGCACAGCCCGGCCGGGACGGCAGCGGGCAGAGAGCUGCCCCGCCGGGGCGCUUCUGCCGGGGCGCGGCGGGGCCGGGCCGGCACCGCCUCUCCUCGGGGCCCGCCGGCGGCUGGGGACGGGGCCCCGCCGAGCGCCCCAUCGCCUCGGCCCCCUCCCUCCGCAGAGCGCCGGCCGGCCGUGCCCGGAGCCGGACUUCGCCGGGGGCUCGGGCUGCGCCUGCCCCUGGUCUGCCCCCGCCGGUGUUUCCAAGGAGACCUGGGCCGCCGUCUGCGCCGCGGAGCCGCCGCACAGCCAGGUCCAGCGGGAGGCUCGGCUGCCGGGCCAGUUCUGCAGCCCGCAGCUCGGUGUCCAGGACGCGGUGUGGCAGGGAGACCAGCUGUCCUCCCAGCUCUACAGGAAUAAGCAGCUUCAAGAUACUUUGCUUCAGAAGGAAGAGGAACUUGCUAGGUUACAUGAAGAAAAUAAUAACCUCCGACAAUACCUGAAUUCUGCCCUGAUUAAGUGUUUAGAAGAAAAAGCCAAGAAACUGCUAUCUGGCCAUGGGCAAAAAACCUGUGCUAUCCUCAAAAGUACCAAGAGGAGAUUAAAAGAGGACCACUGCUUUGUUCCUCAAGAAACUCCUCAUGCUUCUAAAGCUAGAAGGAACCUCUUCAAUGAAUUCACUGCCUGUGAAGAGCAAGCCAGCCCUGCUGUGGACAGCUGGGUCUUGCAGACCUUAGGAUUAAAAGAUGUGAACACCAUUGAUGAACACCAUUCAGCUAACUACAGUGCCCUGUCCCCAGACCUCAGAAAAGACACGUACUGCCUGAGCCCUGGGGGAACAAUAGACUAUGAGCACAGGGAAGGAGCAGCAGCAGUGUUUAGCUGCAGCCAUGUGCCUCCAGCCGACAGCAGCACCCAUCCAUGCAGCGAGGAUUCUCCCUUCCUUCCUCAGUUUUCUUCAGCAUCAUGUGUCUCCUCACCAGUGCCAAGUGUUUCCUCCCUCCCAGCCUGUGGGUUGCCUUAUUUGACUGGUGGUUUGUCACCCAACAAAACAGAAGUGGCCUUCACAACGUCCCUGAGUCCCCACCGCAAUGUGAGAACACACAGCUUCCACCAAGGACAGGCCUUUGUGCGCAGGGACGAUGAUGGGGGAUGGAGAUUCACCUGGGUGCCCAAGCAGGCUGAAUGA
Messenger RNA from Pseudopodoces humilis (Tibetan ground-tit), 1392 nucleotides. The record is from RefSeq and is a predicted model, not a curated record. Lineage: Eukaryota; Metazoa; Chordata; Aves; Passeriformes; Paridae.